UUUCAAAAAUGGUCUUGCGACACCGAGGUUCGAUAUUUAUUUGACACGGCACAGCAUCAACGAAUAUUAUAUUUGCAAUAGUAACUUUGCCUGAAAAAUGUUACUAUCUUGUAAAUCUAAGCCAUCGCCCUCGAAAUGCCACGCCCAGCCCAAUUAUCAAGAUCUAUUCCAAAGUGGCCCUCACCUAAUGCUGUUCUAAAAAAACACAAAGAGAAUUAUCUGCCAUUCAAGGCAACCGAACUAAUACUCGAUCUCGAUGCCGAGAAUAGCCCCUAUGUUCGCCCUUCUAGUUUGAAGAAAGAUGGUAAACCGUUGCCCGUCUCCUUUUUUAAAAAACAAAAACUCCAACCCAUCCAGAAACUCGUCGCCGACGUGAAUAAUCUCAGCAAGUUAUAUCAGCUGCAAUUCGCGAAAACAGCGUUAAGGAAGUUCGAUAUUUGGCGAAUUACCAAUUACGAUAUACUUUCCGUCGCGCUCCGCAACACGCCUGUGACAAGACGAAGUUACGAUGAUUAUCAUAUCGAUAAAAAUAGUAUAUUCGAUCAAAAUGGGAUACCAUACUAUAUACUUAAUAGCCCGUCCAAGACCAUUGCGCACUUGCUACACCGGCAAAAAAUAUCCCACCGUGUAGAACCAACCCAGGACGACACAACACAGUUUCGAACGGCGAUUAAGGCGUGCCGUGACCUUGAUCAAAUCGAGAGGGUUAUCAUGAGUGUUAUUCGAACCCCCACAGGUCGCUGGCUCGUUGCAAAUAGCACCAAUACUAUCGGAAGAGCGUGCGUAGAAAUAUCCGGGGAGACGCCACCGGAACAAAUACUCACGUUUCUCAACAACUUAAUAAUCCUUCUGGAACCAGAGAAGCCAGAGACUCCCACUUUUUUGUUGUAUGGCGCUAUCGUAGCCUCGGUACAAUGCGGUGUCUUCGAUGUAGCUCAGAGAUAUAUAAGAAUGGCCCAAGACAGCGGUGUUAACUUCAACGCUUGGCUAGUGGCUGGCAUUCUCAACGCGUUGGAAACGAUCAAUCUGGAGGAGUCAACAGCUCCAUCUGCUAUCCAGAAAUAUCCUACGUAUCCUCUAUUAGCAGUAUACAGUCUUUUAACAGGCCAGGUACCGGGAGAAAAGGUACCACAGCCAUCAUUACAAGAUUUUAUAUCCGGCAGCACCACACAGGGUCCCUAUCAAGGACCGUAUAUUUCAUGUCUCGCCCGCCUAGGAGCGUUCCGAACAAUGUGGCAUUUCUGGCACAUGUAUCCUGUAUCUCCCGAAGACAAAGAUACCUCCAACGCCGAUAUCUUCGCCCUGGCCAUCCAUAAAGCCACAUUGGCCAACCGCCACCUGACGAAACUAGCACAGGCUCCCAGUUUUACGCGCGUAGCCGGAUCGUACGCCGACGAUUGCCAGCUCGAUAUAGAAACCAUUAUAGAGUCGAUGGAAAUACUUUCCUCGCCUAAACCAACAAGCGGAAAUAUACAUAACGAAAGGGUCCAAGGCUCUCCACCCAGCAGGAAGGCAAUUGAGGAGAUCUUUGGGGAUACAUCGAUUGAGAAAUCAAUGCUGGCAUUGCAGCGCUACCUAUCUGAAUUCAAUUCCUCGGAGAAGAUAUAUUAGAGAGUCCACGACGCAGGCUCUAGAGUUAGAUAGGUCCAAUGAAGAUACCGAUAGAGGUUUAACUUCAAGGCCGGUAAGACUUAGAAUAGAGGGUUCAUAUAUUGUUGCGGUACUAUUAGCA
Daldinia vernicosa is the source of this 1732-nucleotide messenger RNA. RefSeq lists its product as uncharacterized. The record is from RefSeq and is a predicted model, not a curated record. Bases 136 to 1611 code for a protein of 491 amino acids. The transcript has a single exon. NCBI's taxonomy places the organism in Eukaryota, Fungi, Ascomycota, Sordariomycetes, Xylariales, Hypoxylaceae.